GACGCGCCUUGCGUUUUGACGCACUUUAGCCAAGACGCGCGUUUGUUUAUUAUAAUGCGGCGGUUCUAAACCUGCGUGCUGUUGGAUGCUGAUGCUGAUGAUGGAUGAUCAGGUGCAUCUGGAGAUGAUGGAGAGGAACCUGCGACCCCGCUUGUGCUAUCUGACCAAAGGGGACCGGGGUUACGGGUUCCACCUGCACGGAGAGCGCAGGCACGGCGCGCAGGUCAUCCGGAAGAUCGAGGCGGGUUCUCCGGCGGAGCUGGCCGGUCUGCGCUCCGGGGACCGGGUGGUGGAGGUGAACGGAGAGAACGUGGAGAAGGAUUCACACCAACAGGUGGUCCAGAAGAUAACGGAGGUGGACAGCAGGACCAGACUCCUGGUGGUGGACCAGGAGACGGACGACUUCCUGCGCCGGAACUCCCUGCCCUGCACCGAGGACCUGGCGGUGGAGAUGAGCUGCUUCCUCUUACCUCGCGGGCCUCGUCCAGGACCGCGUCCGCGUCUGUCUCCCCGAGCUCGCGCUCCUCCGCCGGUCGCUCGUUGUGCGAUUCGGUCGCUCUGUCGCUGCGCAGCUCGCCCCUCCGGUCACAGUACGGAUCCCAGACGUCCUCGCUGCGGUCCAUCCCUCUGGAGUCGUGUGACUCCGACACUACGUCGCUGCGCAAGUCGGCCCAUCUCACCGCAGGAGUCCAUCUCCUGGUCGUCAUGUGACUCCAACCCUCCAUUGAGACCCCUGAAGUAUUGUCCUGAGUCGUGUGACUCCAACCUGCCGUCGCCACGCAAGUCCGCCCCUCGAUCGCCCCAGGAGUCCAUCACUCUGGCGUCCUGCGACUCCAACCCUCGGUCACCCCAGGAGUACUGUCCUUCAUCAUGUGACUCCAACCUUCCAUCGCCACGCAAUUCCGCCCCUCCAUCACCCCAGGAGUUUAUCACUCUGGCCUCCAGCGACUCCAACCCUCGGUCACCCCAGGAGUUCAUCCCUCCAUCGCGACCCCAGAAGUCUUUUCCUUCAUCAUCAGGUGACUCCAACCCUUCGUCGCCAUGUAAGUCCGCCCCUUACUCACCCCAGGAGUCCAUCCCUCUGGCGUCCUGUGACUCCAACCCUCGGUCAUCCCAGAAGUCCAUCGCUCCAUCACGAACCCAGGAGUACUGUCCUUCAUCAUGUGACUCCAACCUUACGUCGCCACGCAAGUCCGCCCCUUACUCGCCCCAGGAGUCCAUCCCUCCAUCGCCACCCCAGAAGUCGUUUCCUUCAUCAUCAGGUGACUCCAACCCUUGGUCACCAUGCAAGCCUGCCUGUCCCUCACCCCAGGAGUCCAUCCCACGGUCGUCAUGUGAUCCCAACCCUCCAUCACCGUGCAAGUCCACCCGUCCCUCAUCCCAGGAGUCCGUCCCUCCAUCGCCACCCCAGAACCCUUUUCCUUUAUCAUCAGGUGACUCCAACCCUUGGUCACCAGGUAAGUCCACCAGUCCCUCAUCUCAGGAGUCCGUCCCUUCUUCGCCACCCCAGAUCAUUUCUUCAUUUCCUUCAUCACCAGGUGACUCCAACCCUCCGUCACCCCAGGAGUCCGUCCCUCCAUCGCGUCCCCAGAAGUACUGUCCUUCGCCAUGUGACUCCAACCCUCCGUCGCCCCGUGAGUCCACCCCUUCGCCGCCGUACGACAUCAUCACUUUCCCCUCGGGCGGGAGCAAAUCUUACGGAACCCCAACGAGGCCCAGAGCGACCAUCGUCACCAACGGCAACCAGGAGAUGCCGGGUUCCGAAGACGCCGCCUGGACGCGUGACCUGCGUCCGCGGCUCUGCCAGGUGGUCCCGGACGAACAGGGCUUCGGUUUUAACCUGCACUGCGAUAAACGCCACGAGGGUCAGUACAUCCGCUCGGUGGAUCCCGAUUCGCCAGCGCAGAGGGCCGGAUUACUGGCCGGGGACAGACUCAUCCAGGUGAAUGACCGGAGGAUCAAGGGUAUGAGGCACUCCGAGGUCGUGGCCUUAAUCCGAGGAUGCGGACAGGAAACGAAGCUGCUGGUGGUGGAUCCAGAAACCGACGCGCUGUUUCAAAAGCUCGAGAUUACGCCCACCACGGCUCACCUGAAAGAGGACUGUGUGGACGGACCAAUCAUAGACAGCCCAGCUUCAAACCUCACGCCAACGGAUCCACCAGUAUCAAACGGCAGCCCGAAGCACUGGAACUACGGGAGUUCCUCAUCGCGCUCUACGCUUUCGGAGACCAGCGUGGACCUGGGCAGCCCCGACACCACAGCCGACCCCAAGAUCCAGGACCUGAAGCAGGUGAAGGAACAGGACCCGCUGUGGGACGACGGCCUGCACCUGAGCCACACGGCGGCCGAGGCCAGGCAGAAGGUGCGAUCCAAAAAGGCCAGGAAGGCGGCGCCCCCGAUGACCUGGAGGAAGAAGCACGAGGUCUUCAGCAACUUCUGAGAUUGCACAGAAGCUAAAGAGUCAUCGCUUAAAGUAACAUCUUUGGGAGGUCUGCGAUUAUAAGACAGGUUGAAGGAAUUGAAGGUCAGACAGAAUGUGGGAAAGAAGGGUACGUAGGAGUAAACGAGUCUAGUAAACGGAGGUGACAACUAACGAGGGUCUAGUGAAGGUGAUGGAAUGCAAACCUGGAAGUGAAAUAACAAGCGUUGACAGUUUGACUUUUCUUCCCAAACCUUGGCAAGAGACCACUGUUCCCUUACAUGUACUUUUCAUAUAAACACCAGCUACAAUAAUAGUCAACAAAAGUCAACAACAAUAAAAUAAGAACCAACAAAUCACUAAAAUACACUAUAUUACCAAAAGUAUUCACUCCAAUGUUCCAAUGGGUUCCAGCGUGGUACCGUGAUGCCACCUGUGCAACAAAUCCAGUCGACUGUCAGAGGUGUUAUAACAAACUGGAAGCGACUGGGAACGACGGCAACUCGUCGGCCACGUAAAAUGACAGGGUGGGGUCAGCGGAUGAGCAGAGUCGAUCGCUACAGACCUCCAAACUUCAUGUGGCCUUCAGAUGCAGCCACCGGACUCCAGACUGGACGCUUCUCCGAGUCUGGAUAUGGCGGUUGCCAGGAGAACGGUACUCGUCUGACUGUAUUGUGCCGAGUAUAAAGUGUAAAGUUUGGUGGAGGGGGGAUUAUGGUGUGGGGGUGUUCUUCAGGAGUUGGGCUCGGCCCCUUAGUUCCAGUGAAAGGAACUCUUAAUGCUUCAGCGUACCAAGAGAUUUUUGGGGACAGUUUGGGGAUGGCCCCUUCCUGCUCCAACAUGAUCCAUAAAGACUUGGAUGAGCGAGUCUGGUGUGGAAGAACUUGACUGACCUCGACCCGAUAGAAUUAGAGCGGAGACUGCGAGCCAGGGUUCUCGUCCAACAUUCUGGAGUAACAGAAUGGUCCUAAACCUUGUGGAAAGCCUUCCCAGAAGAGUGUGGGGGGGGGGCCCACCACAUCAUAUUAAACCCUAUGGAUUAAGAACGGGGCGUCACUCAAGUUCAUAUGCGAAUACUUUUGGCAGUAUAGUGUAUGUCCCUUGCGAGUGUAUGUAAACUUCUGACUGCUAUCCUGCAUACUAGCAUUACCACCAUUAGUCCUCAUAUUUGUGCAAUUUCUAUCCAACACGGAAUUAUAUUUCCAUUGUUGAAUUAUUAAUUAUUUAUUUAUUUAUUGUCGCAUUUCCCUGCAGUUUUCCCAAUAAAACGCAUCUGCUUUUGGAAUUGGACGUCAAACAAGCUCACGCUCAGGUGUCCCAAUAUUUCUGUCUAUAUAGUGUGUAUAUAUAUAUAUAUAUAUAUAUAUAUAUAUAUAUAUAUAUAUAUAUAUAUAUAUAUAUAACCUAUAUAUUAAAGAAGGAGCUGUUAUUACAUGUGUAUUAAUCAUAGCGGCACGUGAAGUGUGAAAGAGGCGUCACACUUCUGACACCACGUCAUUUUAAAAGCACCAACUAACUGUGAAGCACUGAAAUCUACUAACGUAAUAUUGUAUAUUAAACAGUAUAAAAAUACAUAACACAGUAACACGAUACUACAAUACUGCAGAAACAUUAUCACACUAUACUACUACACUGUAAUUUACUAAUUACGAUAAUGAAGUAUAAUGAAAAUGUGUAAUAUAAAUGUAUUAAUGAAU
Trichomycterus rosablanca is the source of this 4116-nucleotide messenger RNA. RefSeq names its product nascent polypeptide-associated complex subunit alpha, muscle-specific form (gene nherf2). Gene Ontology annotation, cellular component: apical plasma membrane. Lineage: Eukaryota; Metazoa; Chordata; Actinopteri; Siluriformes; Trichomycteridae. Gene Ontology annotation, biological process: protein localization to plasma membrane. The record is from RefSeq and is a predicted model, not a curated record. Gene Ontology annotation, molecular function: protein-membrane adaptor activity; signaling receptor binding.